Danio aesculapii is the source of this 2855-nucleotide messenger RNA. It is a transcript of the gene nrsn1, whose product is annotated as neurensin 1. The record is from RefSeq and is a predicted model, not a curated record. NCBI's taxonomy places the organism in Eukaryota, Metazoa, Chordata, Actinopteri, Cypriniformes, Danionidae. Gene Ontology annotation, cellular component: transport vesicle; neuron projection; neuronal cell body. Gene Ontology annotation, biological process: nervous system development. The transcript is spliced from 3 exons. Bases 70 to 666 code for a protein of 198 amino acids.
CCAGCGCAUCGGCGGCUGAGCAGAGCGAGGAACAGCAGCAGCUCCGACCGGUUAUGACAGGUGUGAAGGAUGACCUCGUGCUCAGAGAUCUGCGGCUCAGAUUACGCUGAGCAGACUCAUGGUGCCGUCAGCAGUGGUUAUCAGGGCUACGGCGUGCGCUCGUACCUGCACCAGUUCUACGAGGAGUGCACGGCCUCCAUCUGGGAGCGCGAUGAGGAUUUUCAGACACAGAGAUCGGCCAGCCGCUGGAGCUCCGUGCUCUGGAAGGUCUGUCUUGCGCUGGGAGCUCUGAUUCUGGUGGCGGGUCUGUCUGUGUUGCUGGUGGGCUAUGCUACACCACCGCGUCUGGAGGCGUUUGGCGAGGACGAGCUGCUGUUUGUGGAUGGGCGAGCGGUGCGCUUCAACCGGGCUCUGGACGCCUGCAAGCUGGCCGGGGCGGUGCUGUUCUGUGUGGGCGGCAGUGGGAUGGCGGUGGGUCUCCUGCUUGCCGCCUGCUCUCAGAACAGCUCCAAAGAAGAGCUCCGGCUGCAGCAGCGCUUCAAAGAGCGACUGGCUGAGAUCCAGGCCUCGGUGCAGCCCGUCACCCGCGCACCCACACCCGGAGACGCUAAGGUGCCCGUCACACUCUCCAAAGUGCAGAACGUCCAGCCGGGUGCGGAAACCUGAAAAUAUAAAACGCUGGAGCAAUGCUACACGCCGGGUUAAAGCACUACAGCAGUUCCAGGAACAGUAGAGAUAGAUACCACUGCACUUCCUCUGGCGCAUAUCAUUCGUCUGUACCCAGAGUAUUUAUGGCGAUCAAUGUAACCGUACGCUGUAGAUAGGCAUGGGCCGGUAGAGGAUUCUGAUAACCUGGGUCAUGGUUUCACGGUAUUCUGAUGACGGCUCUAAAAUAAGUUCUCUAACUCUGUUUCCCCCUAUUGAACACCAGAUAUUUUAUUCUAAGAGAGAUUUUGGAACAGUAAACAUGUCAAUAAUAAUAAUAAUAAUAACUCAAAUUAAUCAUUGGCUUCUGCUAUCUUGGUUUAAAAGGAGAUCUGCCUUCUCUGUGGAUCUAAAGCAAGCCACAGCACUGUUCAGGUCUUCUAUAGCUCGGUUGGAUGUAGGAGAUUUGAUUUUCAGGUGUUUCCUGAAUCGUGGGCUGAUCGAUAGCUAAUGUGGAGAUACUAAAUAUCUAUAAAAUGGUCAUAAAUACUCACAUAUACCUUGAAAGGGGAUACCAGAACAUUUCAGCAGUUUUAAAAGCAGUGACUUUACCAAACCUUGGCAAACCUUGAACCCGGGUAUCGUCCCAUGCCUACCUGUAGCUCGUCAGCGGUGCUCCUGAACACGGACACACAGCACAAACACACAACGGCUAGAAAUCACAACACUUAGGCAGCUGUUCCCAAAGAGCUUCACACUCUUCUGGCAUGUGCAUAUUAAUCCUGAAUAAGCAGGAGUAGUUUCUCCAUUACACCCGAAUGAUGCUUCGCAGCCUGUAAUCACAUGGAGAUAUACGAGACUGAGCCAAUCACUCAUAAGCAAGCAGUGUUAAUCCAUCACCGCUGCCUUACUAACACGUCUACAGAAAACAUCAAGAUUUGUCAUUGCUUAUUCAGAACGCUUCAUCGCCGGGGCAAUUUUUCAGCAGAUCUCUCCGACGAACGCUUCCCGCUCUAUUGCUACAGUCAAUCAAUAGUGAGCUGACAGAACGGCGCACAUCGCGGACACAACGGCACAGCAUCUCGAUAACACACAGCCAAUACAUCAGGAAUAGAUUAGCGUCUAGAUGCGCCUGUGGGAUUAUGUAAUAUCCUCUGGUUGUGGAGCACAUCACUCUUCCUGAGCCGUGGAGAGGACGCGCUCGCCGUCUGAUGGUAAUUACACUCAUCCAAACCCAUCAGGACUUCUGCUAAUGUUCUGCAGAUAAUCACAGGGUUUCUUUCUGCGUUUAGUGUUGCUGUUCGGCUUCACGCUCGCACCGCUGCUCUGCUUUUACCUCUCGUUUCUUCUUCAAGCUUUCGGGCCACUCAUUCCUUAAAGAUGGUGAUUUAAUUACUGUCAUAUUUACUUUGAUUAGAGCAAAUGUAGCAUGAUCACAGUUUAAUUAAACAUCGUGACGUGCUUUUAGGAGGGUUAAUCAGAGUGGAGAGCGUAGCUGCUUCUGUGAGUGUAAAUCUUUUGUGUUGCUCAUUAUUAUAUGGAUUAUCAUUGAGCAUAUAUCGCAUACGCUGCUAAAAAUGCUUGAGGUUUUGUCUUGUUUCUACUCUAAAUAUCUAGAAACUCUUAAAUCAAGAAGUACUCUAUAGACGAGCAAUAAAUGUAGUGUUGUUUUCAGAAAUGAAGAGAGUUUUACCUUAAAACAAGCAGAAUAAUCUGACAAUGGGGGAAGCAGAGUAAUCUAGUUUUCCUUUUGAUAUGAGACACAUGUUGCAUGCUUUAAGGUAAAUCUGGCUUAUGUCUUAGAACAGGACAGUAUUUAUUGCUUGUCUAGAAAAUGCUUCUUGAUUUAAGGAUUUGUUUAGAUAUUUGGACCAGAAAGAAGAUUAAAGCAUGUAUUUCAGUGUGAGCAUUCAGAUGUUUGCUGGUGAACUUCACACAGCAAUCACAGGAUAUUUAAUAAUCUAAUCAGUCAGACGGGUCUAAAUGAAGUGUUACUGUAACACGUGUGUAUCAGCUGCUUCAGGAACUGGAUGUUGGUGUUGUAUAGAUGAUCUAGUGUAUAUGGAUGUGUUGUUGCAGUGCUGGUGAGUGUCUGAUCUGUGCUUUGGUCUGUCUGCUGUUGGGAAGGAGACUGAAGGCACUGAGCUGUUCUCAUGUUUUUCAGCAAACUGAAUAAAACAGCUGUCUGUGAGCGUCAGCGGAUCAUUCUU